CGAGUCUCUAUAAGCUGUUAGGCAGGGGAAAUACUUCCUCGUCGCUAAUUCUCCACGACCCUACUGUCUUCAUUUCCGCAGAAGCCGGCACAUACAGCUUCUAUAUCGCUUAUAAGAGGCCCCCGCUGUGAACACCUUUGUUUAUCGAUCUUUUCUCUCUUCACGUCUUUGCCGCUGCAUGCCACGUUCCCGACAUAUCUAACAUGUCGCACUACACCGCGGACCCAGUGAUUGUGCAAGAAUACAAAAAUUCGCAGAGUCGGGUUUCGGGGUGGGUGGCAAGCAAUGAAGGUGCUGAAUUUUACUCACCCAACGCGCCGCCAACCGAGUUGGAUGAGGGCGAGUGGAUUCCGGGAUCGCCUGUUUCCGACGCUUGGAGCUCUAUCUCAGUACCUCCCAGGCUGAAGCUACGCUUUACGGAUGGUCGACCGGACGAACCCAUUCCCAAUCCCCAACGAGAUGCUGUGAAAGGACGCAAGUCCACAAGGCAUGCUGAGAAUCGCGACGAUUCUCAUCGUACAAGAUCGCUCUCGGGGCGAAGUCGACAUGGACAGAUAGAGCGGCUGCCAUCUCGUUCCCCCGAAGAAAUCCAAAUCCUGCCUUCGCAGUACACCGUCGACCAAGUACCAACACAUCCCAUUUCGCAUCAAUCACGAUCGCGUUCUCUUCCUAGGAACACAUUUUCUCAAACACAUACCGACCCUCCCCCUCCGCCAAUUCCUAAUCCCCAGGUGCCUCUCAUUCCUCCAUCGAUGACAUCGAUUCAGGGUCCUCAAGUCAAAUUUUCGCAGCCUCAGCCAGUCCCUUCAAGGCAUGGGUCAACUUCCCACAACCAUAAGCGCACUCCCCCCGCUAUUGUUUACGCUCCUUCUGGUCACUUCCACGCCAAUUAUCAGCCACCUGUCAUCUACAACUAUAUGCCGAACGUCGGUCCGAACGGAAUGGUAUAUAGCCAUUCGGCUCCCAUAAAACACCAGGCUCCUCGUUACCCUCCCUCUAAUGCAACUCCUUAUCCAUAUGAUGAUUACAUUUCUCAAGUCAGUCGAGAGAAGGGUCACCUUCGAGCGGGAUCCGUGCCUCUGAGUCACACGCCGUCCUAUGCGGCGAGUGAUGAAUCCGGGAGCACAUAUUAUGUGAUCCCAACGGGGAAGCAGAAAGUGCAUGUUAUCCGUCCGGGAGAUACUACCAUUUACGCUUCCUCACGAUCACCCCCGUCUUCUCGAUCUCCUACGUCCUCAAAGUCCCCUGCAUCUUCUAAAUCGCCCGUGUCCCCCAUGUAUCCCAGUGCGAUUCAGAAGAAACCGUUUUUACAGCGCUUGUUCAGUUUGGCGCCACGCCUAUCAUUCUCAUCCGCCAGCUCUGGCAAAGGCUCUACUCAUACCAGUCGCCGCCUUCAACGGCGCCAUUCCACAGGGACCCGAUCUCAACGAUCGAACACCAGAUGACUUUUCAUCUCCUUACCAGAGCUUAUCUAUUCUAUAACGUUUUAUAAUGUCCCUUUGCAUCUCUUUAUCGUCUUUGGUUUCGUACCGCCCAGUUCCAGCAUGAUUUCUUCUUGCAUACUUUUCUCAACCCCUCGGCAUUUCUCCUGUAUCACUCCUCGUCAGCAUCAAAAAGUGUAUGAACCGUCAGUUACAACUGUACCCGGAUCUCCCAUUAUAUAUCCUUUACUUAAUAUGUGCGCCUCCGACUAUAACGAUACACGUCUUUUUGACAUUAGAAUGGCCACGGCGUACCGUAAUUUCGGAUGUGGCAAAUAUUUAAUGCCUCCAUUGGACCAGGCGAUGAAGGGCUCGACCGCGCCACCUAAUUCCUCGUAGCUCUUGUUUGGGCAAUAAACUUGCACGUGUUAUUAAUGAACCUACUACGCGACGUGGCAACAUCAUCGGAUUUGCGGUCACCCA
Molecule: messenger RNA, 1904 nt
Organism: Guyanagaster necrorhizus
Lineage: Eukaryota; Fungi; Basidiomycota; Agaricomycetes; Agaricales; Physalacriaceae
Exons: 2
Coding region: 204-1445 (413 amino acids)
Source: RefSeq, a predicted model, not a curated record